Molecule: messenger RNA, 363 nt
Organism: Racocetra persica
Lineage: Eukaryota; Fungi; Glomeromycota; Glomeromycetes; Diversisporales; Gigasporaceae
Source: the annotation of a GenBank genome assembly
ACCUCUCUAAAAAAAAAGCAUUUCACUUUUGAUGAUAUUCCCGAUUUGACUGGAAAAGUUGCAGUCGUUACAGGAGGAAAUGCAGGAAUAGAAUAUAUUACAUUUAUUCCUGAGGGUGGAAUUGAAUUCGAGAAACUAAAUGAUCCAAAUGCACUAGACUCAAUGCCACGUUAUGAUCAAUCAAAACUUGCAAAUAUUUUAUUCACUAACGAAUUGAAUAAACAUUAUCUUGAAGGAGAGAAAAUAUAUGCUAACUCUCUUCACCCAGGUAUAAUAAGAUGUUUUUCACCAUUUUGUAAAGAAAGUGAACGAACUUCAUAUGCUGAAGAUGAUGAUUUGGCUAAAAGACGCUGGAGAAUUUGA